AUAGGUAUUAUAUCUAUGAGGUAAAAGAAAUCGUAACGUUGAUUACACGAGGUUAUUUUAUUUUAGACCAAAUAAAAGUGCACUAAAAUAUCUAACUAAAUACAAAUAACAGGAAAUUCUUAUCUUAUCUGCUAAAGUGCGAGUUUGCAGUGUUUUAUUGAUCAAAGCGAAAGAAGAAAACUUUGUUACAAAAUGCCUCCACCACCAAAAAAGGCACCUACAAAAGGUGCUAAGCAAAUCCUCAGUGAAAAUACAGCUACAGUUCUGUUCUACCGCAAUAUGGCCUUAGCUGCGAGUGCGUUUUACGGCAUUUUGACUAGCGCAUUGUACUACGAUCAACUCACUGGAUGGAUCAUUUUUUUGAAUGUGUUCGUGUUGGUGAUUUACAUCGGGUGCUAUCGCAUGAUGACUUACAUCAGCCGACCGACAUACUCGGACAACAGCCAGCUCAUUGAUCCGGGGCUCGACUUGAACAUGGAGGGUGGCAUGGGAGAGCACGUGAAAGACAUAGUGAUCCUAACAUCCAUAACGCACGUGCUCGCCGUCGCGUCUAACUAUUUCUGGCUCCUACUGGUUCUGCUGCCGCUGCGAGCCUUCUGGCUCCUCUGGACCAACAUCCUCGGCCCCUGGUUCUUCCAAGAGGCGCCACAGGACACGGAACAGAACGAAAAGAAACAAAAGAAGUUGGAAAGGAAAAUGAAGCGGUAUCAGCAAUAAUCGAAGUGCAAGCUUCGCGUUGCAAUAUGGGUCGUAUAAGGCUGAUUUUCUAUGAGACCUGUUAUUAUCAUUGUUUAUGAGGUUAUCACACUGAUGGGGAUCCGCACGCUCCAGUGUGUGAGCAGGACAGCGCUAUGCACGUAUAUGGCGAAGUCUCGCUCACACAUUGGAGCGGCAUGCAGAUCUGCAUCCAAUAUGAAAACCAAUGAAGACCGAAGUAUUUUCCUCAGCCGAACUAGUUUAAGUAUAGGAUACUUCGAUUACGCAUAAUUUUUAUGAACCUCGAGGUGGUUAAAACACAAUCGUUUUACCAAAGAUUAAUUGAUUGCGUAAGAAAUAUCGCUUUACACCCAGCCGCAAAAUUCCAUAGCCACUUCAUGAAUUAAUUAAUUCAUAAUGUGUCCAUGCAAUUUUUCAGCUCGCUGUACUGCGUCAUACGUUUGUCGUCAUUGAAUUGCAAACGUGAGGAGGCUUAUAGCGUCAGCUACUUAUAACAUUUGAAGCGACAAUAGGGGAUAUUACUGCAAUAAUCUGCCGCCAGAGAGCAGCACUAGCACAUAUACAUAUAUAUUCUAUGCCUUAAACAGUUAUUUGAAAACUUUUCACUAUGAUAUUGAUGCAUCAAGGCGGUUUGUUUACAGAGGUCCACCGCGAAACUCAAAAAAUCUAAAAUUCGUUACCUCGAAUACGUUCUAUACGCUCGAAUAUUCAAGAGUGAUAGAGACGCAAAUAACGAAAUUUUGAUUUUCGUGUUUCGCGGUAGGCCCUCAGUAUACGCUAGUGGUGCCCCCUACGCAGAGUUUUGCGUAAUAUCCCCUAUUUUCCUUAAACUUGCAUCUUAUACGGUCAAUGAAUUUUUGGUGUUUCAUAUGGACAAGUAUUGAGCGCAUAUGUUAGGUUGACCAUUCAUAUAUCUGCGAAUGUAAUGGACACUAGAUCGAGCCAGUAUUUCAGCACUGGCCAGUAUUUAAUAAAGACAAAAUUAUGUACUUGGACGCCACUUUCCUUUAAAAAAUGACGUGGUAGGUAAUCCCAUGAAAUACACCCGUAAACGUCCGUUUUUAUCUCAUUCUGAAAGAGAGAAUAUGUUUUUCCUAGGUUUAUAUACAUAAAGCUUAUUAAAUACACAUGUAUUAAUUAAAAUUAAGAAGUACAUUAAGUGUUGUAUACUUAAAUUUUUUUUUGUUACUUGCUUAUAUGUGGAUUAUGGAAAUAUAAAAAAAAAAUUAUAUAAGGAUUACAUUUUGUAUAAAUAAACUUUUAGGUUAUAUGA
Messenger RNA from Cydia pomonella (codling moth), 1990 nucleotides. Its product is annotated as transmembrane protein 208. The transcript is spliced from 4 exons. NCBI's taxonomy places the organism in Eukaryota, Metazoa, Arthropoda, Insecta, Lepidoptera, Tortricidae. Gene Ontology annotation, cellular component: intracellular membrane-bounded organelle. Gene Ontology annotation, biological process: vacuolar protein processing. The record is from RefSeq and is a predicted model, not a curated record. Bases 193 to 717 code for a protein of 174 amino acids.